Molecule: messenger RNA, 1725 nt
Organism: Bufo gargarizans (Asiatic toad)
Lineage: Eukaryota; Metazoa; Chordata; Amphibia; Anura; Bufonidae
Gene: S1PR3
Product: sphingosine-1-phosphate receptor 3
Exons: 2
Coding region: 338-1468 (376 amino acids)
Biological process (GO): G protein-coupled receptor signaling pathway
Cellular component (GO): membrane
Molecular function (GO): sphingosine-1-phosphate receptor activity
Source: RefSeq, a predicted model, not a curated record
ACAACAUCUGUUUAGGACAGAGAAACCCUCAGAAAGGAGGAUAAACUCAUCCUACAGCCUUCUUCUGAUCGGUGCUCAUACAUCCUGAUACAUUACUCUUCUGGAGGGGGGGAGGUACGAUACACGUAAACCUGGAAUUACAAACUAAUUUAGAAUUUGCACUAUUAGAAAGCAUUAAGCACUUGAGGCUCUCACUCUGCCUUGCAAGAUGUUCAACUCACUCCCAGCAGUUCAUUCCAAAGAGAAGUUGCAGAAUAUGUGGCUGCAGUGCCCUCUAGUGGAUUGUGUUUAAAUUACAGCAUUGAAGGUGGCAAUCUCUCUUCCAAUCUCAACGACCAUGGGCGCUGAUUACCUAACUUCUACUAAUCUGAUUGUCCAAGAACAUCAGAAAUGUGACAUUACAAUCAAACUUCAUUAUAACUACACAGGGAGGUCUCUAAAAAUCAAUGGGGAUCGGAUGGACAAAACCAGUUUGUUAUUUCUUAUCAUAUGCAGCUUUAUAGUCCUGGAAAACCUCAUGGUACUGAUUGCCAUAUGGAAAAAUAACAGAUUCCACAACAGAAUGUACUUUUUCAUUGGUAAUUUAGCACUUUGUGACUCGUUAGCUGGCAUUGCCUACAUAGGAAACAUCCUCAUGUCCGGAGUUAACACCUGUAAUAUCUCAUUGACGGCCUGGUUCGUGCGUGAAGGCAGUAUGUUCAUAGCCCUUGGUGCAUCCACCUUAAGUUUGCUGGCCAUUGCUAUUGAAAGGCAUUUGACAAUGAUAAAAAUGAGGCCUUAUGAUGCCAACAAGAAAUACCGUGUAUUUCUUCUCAUUGGGACCUGCUGGCUUAUUUCGUUUUCCUUAGGUGCCUUACCAAUCCUUGGCUGGAACUGUCGGAACAACUUGGAGGACUGCUCCACGGUGCUGCCAUUGUAUUCUAAGAAGUAUGUUGGCUUUUGCAUCAGCAUUUUCAUAGCCAUCUUGAUUGCAAUAGUCAUCCUCUAUGCCCGGAUCUAUGUCUUGGUAAAGUCCAGCAGCAGAAGAGUCACAAAUCACAGCAAUUCGGAGAGAUCCAUGGCCCUGCUCAGGACAGUUGUCAUCGUGGUCGGUGUAUUCAUCGCCUGCUGGUCCCCGUUGUUCAUUCUUCUCCUGAUCGAUGUCGCCUGUAAAGCAGGCGAGUGCCAGAUCUUAUAUAAAACGCAAUGGUUUAUCGCUCUAGCAGUGCUCAAUUCAGCCUUGAAUCCUCUCAUCUACACUUUGGCCAGCAAGGAGAUGCGCCGGGCUUUCUUCCGCCUAGUGUGUGCUUGUUUGGCCAAGUCCAGCACCUCAAGGUCUUUGCCGAUUCAGCCAACGCCAGAUCAGAGCAGGAGCAAAUCCAGCAGCAGCAGCAAUUCCCCGAAACACAAAGGAUUCCUACAAUCCCAGUUUCAGAGUAAAGAGGACAAAAGCGAAUCUUCAUUUCAGAAUGGGAAUAUCAUCAAAUGACUGACGCCCAUGAGACAAUCACUUCCAGCUCUACCUUAAGGAGUUUUUAUUUUAUACAUUGGUUUCUGCACUUAAAUUAUGGCAAUUUAGUGGAUUCUAGAAGAAUUUGCAUUUCUCUAUUUAAUGCAUGGAUUCUCAUCAAGCGCCCUAACUCAGGAAAUAAAGGGCAUGCUCCACAGUUGCAUUCUAUACGUUACCUUGAAGAACGACUUGUCUCUUGUCUGUAACUCUAAAUAAUAAAGACUUACGUAUCUGUC